Messenger RNA from Pocillopora damicornis (cauliflower coral), 1968 nucleotides. RefSeq lists its product as uncharacterized. Lineage: Eukaryota; Metazoa; Cnidaria; Anthozoa; Scleractinia; Pocilloporidae. The record is from RefSeq and is a predicted model, not a curated record.
AUGUAUACCAACGAGCAUCAAAAGUGCCUCCUUCAAUCGUGCAGGAAAGAACUCGAAUGUAAAAAGUUCGAACUAGUUGCUUUGAAAGCAGCUCUCUCACAAAAGAAAGAUUCUUUAUCGAGUGACAGUGACAAGGAACGCAGCCGUCUAGAUGCUCUGGAAAGAGAACUUCACAUGCAACAUGAAACUUGCCGAAAAUUGCAGAGCCAGCAGGAGGACUCUAGGGAAGAAAAUAAGAAACUGAUGCAGUCACUAGAGGAAGCGCAUGCACUCCUUGACCGGCAUGUGCAAUCUAUAAACAAGCAUUGUGAGCUUGAAGAAGUUGCUCAUUUGGAGUUGGACGAGACUAAAACAGAGUGUCGCACACUAAAGAAGUGUCUUGAUAACGAACUGCAUAAAAAGCUUAGUUUAGAAGAGACAUUACAAGCUAGAGAAACAGAAUGGAAUGAUCAGAAAAAGGCUUUGGAAAGUCGUCUUGAAAACUUGCAACGAGAGCACAAUUCCUUGUCAGAGGCUCAUAACUCUUUGGAACAACUGAACAGUAACUGGUCAGAACAUAAUAUGCAACAGAAGACCAAAAUAGAGUCAAUGCAGAAAGAACUCGACGAACUCGGUAAACGUCUGGCCCAGGAUGAAGAAAACCUUCAAGCACAGAAAGGAAUCCAAGAAGAGUUAAAGAAAACUCAUUCAGAUGAGAUUUCAUCUUUUAAAGCAAGGCUUAAACAAGUUAGGGAGGACCUUGAAAGUCAAACACACCGAGCAAAUUCUUUGCAAAGUCGAUGUACUACAAUGCAAGAGAGAGUUAGGGAAUUGGAAAACGAGAUCAUAAACAAAACAAAGGAAAAAGUUGACUGCAAAAGGGAGUUCACUGACACCACUUGUCAAACCGAAGACCGCUUUCAUGAGCUGCUGCAAGCUGAACAGAGCUUCAUAACUCAGGUGGGAAGGACCGAACUUUUGGAAAAUCAGUGCGUUGUGCUGAAAGAAAGGGUCGCUGACCUGUUUCAGAAAGUAGCUCGAAAAGAUGGAAAAGAAGUGAAAACUAAGGAAGAAAUUUCCAUUACCUUUCCGACUGAUACCAUGUCUAAGACAGAGUUGGAUGAUUUAGGCAGCGUUGAUGGUAGUGCAUCGAGUGAGACUUCGAAACCUACUGAAACGCUGAGACAGGUAGAAACAGUUCCAGACAGAAAAUCUUUGAUCGAUAAUAGCCGUGCAGAAGGGCAUAUCAACUAUGGGGCAUGUAACAGAGACGUCAUCGUAUUAAGUGAUGAGGCUAAUCUAUCAAAUGCGGGUGCGAAGAGCUGUGCAGCUGUGAAGAUAUAUCAAGAAUCUCUUGAAAGUCAACGAAAUAUAUCUGAAAACAAAUCACAGGCUACAGCUUCAAGUAUUGAUGUUGCGAAUGAGGCCUUUAUAUCAAAGGCUCUUGACUCCAGUACCACUUCCACUUUGGAACCAAGUGCAGAAUCUGAGGGCAAUCUUAAGAAUAGCAGAGAUGGUGACAAAGAUGACAUAGCUUUCCUGAGGGACAAUGAAGCUUCUCUAGCUCUGCGAGCCGCGAAAGCAGGUAGAGGAAAUGAAUCAGAGACUGAAAAUGAACAAGCAGUUGAAGAUGGAGAUGAAAUAGGUAUCUGCAAAGAGUCGAAAACAUCUGCAGAUCUCGAAGACAAAAGAUGCAAAGAGAAGGAUGGUCAGUUAGACGCAGCGAUUACUCCGUACAAAGCUAACGUUUCUGCCAAGAAAGUCCGUUUUAAUCUUGAGGAUAGCAAACCUUCCAAUGAUCAACCAUCAAAUGUUUCGGAAGAGAACAGCCAAAAGGAACCUGACAUGAUGUUUUCAGAUGACGAGGGUGGAGAUAAUAGAUGCAGCAACAUUGACGAGGAUGUUAGUCAGCGAAUAAAUCGGAUACAGAAUUUACUGAGAUGUGAUCGUUUAAGAACAAAUCGAAAAAGGAAGUACCCUGUUACUUGA